AUGAAGCUAAAUCUUACCAAGGUGGUUAAUGGCUGUCGCCUUGGAAAAAUAAAAAACCUUGGCAAAACAGGGGACCACACCAUGGACAUCCCAGGCUGCCUUCUAUACACCAAAGCUGGCUCCGCCCCUCACCUGACCCAUCACACGCUGCAUAAAAUCCACAGGGUUCCUGUCAUGGCUCAGCUUACACUAUCUUCACUGGCAGAACAUCAUGAAGUCUUGGCAGAAUAUAAGGAAGGAGUUGGAAAGUUCAUAGGCAUGCCGGAAUCGCUGUUGUACUGUUCUCUGCAUGAUCCAGUCAGCCCGUGCCCAGCUGGUUAUGUAACAAAUAAGUCAGUGUCUGUGUGGGGUGUUGGAGGACGAGUAGAAAUGACUGCCUCCAAGUUCAUGGCCAUUCAGCAGGCCCUUCAGCCAGACUGGUUCCAGUGCCUUUCGGAUGGAGAGGCAACUUGCGAUGAAGCAACUUCCAUAAAAAGAGCCAGAAAGUCUGUUGACCGAUCGCUUCUCUUCCUGGAUAAUUGUCUGAAGCUACAGGAAGAGUCAGAGGUCCUCCAGAAAAGUUCAAUCAUUGGAGUGAUCGAAGGUGGAGACGUGACGGAGGAGAGGCUGAGGUCGGCUCGAGAAACAGCCAAGCGGCCUGUUGGCGGCUUCCUUCUGGAUGGCUUUCAGGGGAAUCCAGUGACCCUGGAGACUAGACUGCACUUGCUGUCAUCAGUCACUGCAGAGCUGCCGGAGGACAAACCAAGGCUCAUCUGUGGUGUUAGUCGGCCAGAUGAGGUGCUCGAGUGUAUUGAAAGAGGAGUGGACUUAUUUGAGAGUUUUUUCCCUUAUCAAGUGACAGAGCGGGGAUGCGCCCUGACUUUCAGCUUUGAUUACCAGCCGAAUCCUGAAGAGACAUUAUUACAACAAAAUGGAACACAGGAAGAAAUAAAAUAUGUGGAUCAAACAAAGAAAAGUAAAACAACCAGUUGCAACCAAGAAAUGACAUCAUUUGAAAUUAAUCUGAAGGAAAAAAAGUACCAGGAGGACUUCAGUCCUCUCGUGAGAGGGUGUUCCUGUUAUUGCUGUAAGAACCACACUCGUGCGUACGUCCACCAUCUGCUGGUGACCAAUGAGCUGUUGGCUGGUGUCCUGCUUAUGAUGCACAACUUUGAACACUACUUUGGAUUUUUCCACUCCAUCCGGGAAGCACUGAAAAGUGACAGACUGGCUCAGUUGAAAGAGCUCAUCCGCCAGCAAGCCUCCUGA
Molecule: messenger RNA, 1248 nt
Organism: Rangifer tarandus platyrhynchus (Svalbard reindeer)
Lineage: Eukaryota; Metazoa; Chordata; Mammalia; Artiodactyla; Cervidae
Source: the annotation of a GenBank genome assembly